This is a messenger RNA of Lasiosphaeria miniovina, 1623 nucleotides long. RefSeq lists its product as uncharacterized. Lineage: Eukaryota; Fungi; Ascomycota; Sordariomycetes; Sordariales; Lasiosphaeriaceae. Bases 1 to 1353 code for a protein of 450 amino acids. The record is from RefSeq and is a predicted model, not a curated record. The transcript is spliced from 2 exons. Gene Ontology annotation, molecular function: protein binding.
AUGAUGCACUUGUCGGAAAGGCUCCAGAAAGCUCGCGCUGAGGCCGACCUUGCCAUCGGAGACCUUAUCGACGGUACGCUCAGGGCAAAUUUAUUGGAUGCCAGUUGUCUGAGAGGGAACGAGAACCUCGCAAAUCUUUUCAAGCACGACUUGCUCGAGAAAGCGAACGGAGAUAUGCUCUAUGCCCGGGUCGCCCUCGCAAUAAUCGUUAGGAAAGUCCCAGCUACAGAAGAUUGGCUGGAUGCGUUCCUCGAGGAACUGCCAGAAGAUGUGCCCGGGCUGUACAUGCGGACGCUGCUUCGUGUACCGGAGAUGCACCGCGAGACGGUUCGCCGUGCUCUGGUUUGGCAACGAUUUACCUUCCAGAAGAUGAGCCUUGGCGAGUUCGGGGAGGCUCUCCGGGUUCCGCUGGAGCCUCUUGAUAAACUUGGAGAGUUCAAGCUUGGAGACUUCGAGCUUGGAGAGCCGUUUCCGGAUCCCCUCGCCACCGUCGACAUGCUUCCGGGCAUCUUGUUCGUCAGAUCGCCGCCUUCUCCUGCCUCCCCGUCGAGCUCAAGCUCAGACGGUAACAACAACGACAACCUGCAGCAGGUGCAGAUCGGCCACGGCUCUUUUCUAGACUUCAUCGAAUCCGAGUUGAUCAAGAGGCCGGGCCCCAAGGAAGCCCAAGACUUUGCCAUGGACAAGGCCGGCACGAAACAAGGGUUUAUAGUCGCCUGUCUCCGUUACUUUCUCCACGCUGCCGGCGAGGUGAGGGAUCUGGUGGACAAGGACGAGAUUCUAAGGGCUUUCCCCCUGGCGGAAUGUUCGGCCAAGCACGGCCUUCGCCUGGUCGAGGGCAUGACCUACGAGAAGCAGCGGCCAGAGCCAUUGGAGAACAUGAUGCGGCAGAUAUUCUCCUCCAAAGACGCCGUCCGGCUCUUGAACCUGGUGGGGACCUGGAGUGGCACUCUAGUUGGCUUUGAAGACUUCCUCGGGCCGCUAUCGUAUCCUAUCGGCAAGGGCCAAUUGCGCAUCUUGAGGUUUCUGCUCCGAAGGCGCAACGACGACAGGGCAGGAACAUUAGCACGAAUAUCGGCAAUUGUGACGGAGGAAGAUGUCAAUGCCGGGCUGCACCAAGCUUGCGCAUCCAACAACUACGAACUUGUUGAGUUCUUGCUCUUCUACGGCGCCGACGGGCGAGCACCUGCUGGCAAAUACCUAUGCGCGGCCGACACGGCCUUGCAGCACGGGUCUGAUUUCAUUGUCAAGAUCCUCCUGAACGGAAGGAACGGCAUUGCGCAAAGCUGCGCCGAGAAGAAACACCCUCAUCUAGUCACCUGGCCACUGCCAGGGAGUCCACUGCCAGUCUAGCCGAGUGUAAGAUAGGCUUCUAAGUCUAUAGACCUAUACCUAACUUAUAAGGUCUCGCCUGCUAGGACUAGAUAGUAUUCUUACUCGUCCUCAUUCCCUUACGUUGAUGAACGAGAUAGUGUAGUUUACUGUACGUUUUUGCUAGUUAUAGGCAAACUGUUUAAUUAGACUACAAAGUCUGGCAAGGCGCGGGACUGAUUCGAUUUAUACUUUGUAGUGAUGCUGCCAGAAUUAUUCACCUUUUACUCAACCUCUUCCGAACGAGUCAAC